UAUUUCAACUUGAUAAGUCAGUUUAAUGGCUAGUCAAUAAUAUUUGUUCGGUGUCUGGUUUAUUCACAUUAUUUCAUCAGCGUUGGAUUGAGUGUAAUAGUCUGUUCGUGGUGUGUGCUUUAUUCACAUUAUUUCAUCAGAAUUUGAUUUUGUGCAAUAUUUUAAAAUGAAAGUUGAAUAUUUGACAAUUCUAUUUGUGCUGUUAAGUGGCAUGAGCUACGGCUCGCGAAUAUUGAUUUACUAUCCAACGAUCGGCAUUUCGCAUGUUCUACCGGUGCAGGCGUUAGCUAAAAGUCUGGCUGAACGAAACCAUGAGAUAACUUUCAUCUCCCCAUUUCCGCUCAGUAAACCUAUGAACAACUAUCGAGACAUUAAGUUACAGUACAACGAUUCGGCGACGUCUGCCUUCAUAAGCGAGGUAACAAAAAACCCGAAAAAUGUCUCGAUGUUCCAGAUGAUGUCGAAGAUGCCAGAAUUGAUUUUUAAUCUUGGAAACGAUACACUGCAAUCGUAUGAGGUACGCAAGUUGAUGAGAGAAGAACAAUUCGACUUGGUGAUCGUUGGCUUCUUUUUCACUGAUUUUGGACUCGGACUUGCCGACCACUUUAAAUGUCCGAGUAUUGUGUUCAGUCACGCUGGAAGUUUCUGGACAUUGAAUAAAAUGGUUGGUAAUCCACUAUCAGUGUCUGCUGUUCCUAGUUCAUUUGUUCGUGGCGAAAUGACCAGUUUUGUAAAUAGACUGAAAACCUUUUUCUUAACUAUUGUGGAAAUGACAAUGGCUGAAUACAUGAAGUACCGUUCCAAGCAAGUCUAUGACUACAACUUCCCGAAAAGUGAAGGAUAUAUCAGCUAUGAGGAGGCACACAACAACGUCUCACUUGUGUUUAUGAAUUCACAUUUCAGCAGUGGUACGGUACGACCAAUUCUACCGAACAUGGUUGAAGUCGGUGGAUUACAAGUUAAAACUAAAAACGAACCCCUUCCCGAAAAACUACAGACAUUCCUUGACGAUGCAAAAGACGGUGCGAUCUUGUUUACACUCGGAUCUAAUUCAAAAAGCACCUACCUGCCACAGAAGACUCUCAACAUACUUCUAAAAGUGUUUUCUACACUGAAGCAAAGGAUUGUUAUGAAAUGGGAAUCGGAAGUUCUGGAAGGAAAACCUGAAAACGUUUUCGUUGGCACUUGGCUACCUCAAGAUGACAUUCUCGCCCAUCCGAAUAUAAAACUUUUUAUUUCCCAUUGUGGUUUAGGUGGUGUCGUUGAGGCGAAGCACCAUGGAGUGCCUGUGCUGGGCCUACCAGUUUAUGGUGAUCAGCCUAAAAAUGCUGAGAUUGUUGUUAACGAGGGCUGGGGUAUUUCAUUGGAUUUAAUGGAAUUAACUGAGGUUACCUUAAAAGACUCGAUCAGCACUAUUUUGAACACUCCGACUUAUUCGGAAAUUGCAAAGAGGUUGUCCACUCUUACCAGAGAUCGUCCAUUAAAUCCUCAAGAAACAGCAGUGUAUUGGGUUGAGUACGUUCUGCGACAUCGAGGUGCACCUCACAUGCAUUACAACGGUGCUGACUUGAAUUUCUUCCAAUAUAAUUCGUUCGAUAUCAUCGGAUUUUUGAUAUUGAUGUUGUGGAUUGGAACUAAAAUUAUUAAACUUCUUAUUGGACUUUGUUUCCGAAAAAAAGUGUCGACUGAUAAACAACAAAAGAAAAUAAAGAGAAACUAAAAAUGUUUAAACUGUUGAAAAUAAUUUUUUUUUUAUGGAAAAGUGUUUUCCAUAAAUCCAGU
Bradysia coprophila is the source of this 1782-nucleotide messenger RNA. RefSeq names its product UDP-glucosyltransferase 2-like. The record is from RefSeq and is a predicted model, not a curated record. NCBI's taxonomy places the organism in Eukaryota, Metazoa, Arthropoda, Insecta, Diptera, Sciaridae. Gene Ontology annotation, molecular function: UDP-glycosyltransferase activity.